CUGAAAAGCAAGGUUCAGAAAUGUCAGAAAUCCUCCGGGAGCUGCUCCGGGUCUCUGAGAAAGCUGCCAACAUUGCUCGGGCGUGCAGGCAGCAGGAAGCCCUCUUCCAGCUGCUGAUCGAAGAAAAGAAAGAGGGAGAAAAGAAUAAGAAGUUUGCAGUUGAUUUCAAGACACUGGCUGAUGUACUGGUACAGGAAGUUAUAAAACAGAAUAUGGAGAACAAGUUUCCAGGCUUGGAAAAAAAUAUUUUUGGAGAAGAAUCCAAUGAGUUUACUAAUGAUUUGGGGGAAAAGAUUACCUUGAGACUGUGUUCAACAGAGGAAGAAACAGUAGAGCUUCUUAGCAAGGUCCUUAAUGGUAACAAGUUGGCAUCUGAAGCAUUAGCCAAGGUUGUUCAUCAGGAUGUUGCCUUUACUGACCCAACUCUGGAUUCAAUAGAGAUCGACAUUCCACAGGACAUUUUGGGAAUUUGGGUGGAUCCCAUAGAUUCGACUUACCAGUAUAUAAAAGGUUCUACUGACGUCAAGUCCAACCAAGGAGUCUUUCCCUGUGGACUUCAGUGUGUCACCGUUUUAGUUGGUGUCUACGACAGACAGACAGGGGUGCCCCUCAUGGGGGUCAUCAACCAGCCUUUUGUGUCACAAGACCUAAACACCCUCAGGUGGAAAGGACAGUGCUACUGGGGCCUUUCUUACAUGGGGACCAACAUCCAUUCACUGCAGCACGCCACCUCUGAAAGAAGCGGCAGCGAGACUCAGCCUGGAAACACCGGCUCUGAAGCAGAUUUCUCCCCCCAUUUUUCAGCAGUCAUUAGUACAAGCGAAAAGGACACUAUCAAAGCCGCGUUGUCACGUGUGUGUGGAGAUAGCAUAUUUGGGGCAGCCGGGGCUGGUUACAAGAGCCUUUGUGUUGUCCAAGGGCUUGUUGACAUUUACAUCUUUUCAGAAGAUACCACUUUCAAGUGGGACUCUUGUGCUGCUCACGCCAUACUGCGGGCCAUGGGUGGGGGAAUAGUAGACUUGAAAGAAUGCUUAGAAAGAAAUCCCGAAACGGGGCUUGAUUUGCCACAGUUGGUGUACCACGUGGAAAACGAGGGCGCUACUGGGGUGGAUCGGUGGGCCAACAAGGGAGGACUGAUCGCAUACAGAUCCAGGAAGCGGCUAGAGACAUUCCUGAGUCUCCUCAUCCAAAACCUGGAACCUGCAGAGACACAGACAUAGCUGGACUCGACCUCAGUAUACGUAUAAACCAAACUGUGAAGCUGCUUCCCAUUAUGUCUGUCUUUUGAAGAUAGCUUUGUCCUGUUGCUGGUAACAUUCACCUCCCCCUCUGAGGAGCAUUAUGUGUCCAUAAUAAUGGUAACUUCAAUAAAUUAAUAUUCAUGCAGCAGUUAAAUUGAUAUACGACAUUCUUACAGUAAAUAUUGUGCUAUUAGUAUUCCUUGAAACACUUCAGUAAAAUAUUGAAGAGG
Messenger RNA from Propithecus coquereli (Coquerel's sifaka), 1471 nucleotides. RefSeq names its product inositol polyphosphate-1-phosphatase (gene INPP1). Gene Ontology annotation, biological process: phosphatidylinositol phosphate biosynthetic process. The transcript is spliced from 5 exons. Gene Ontology annotation, molecular function: inositol-1,4-bisphosphate 1-phosphatase activity. Lineage: Eukaryota; Metazoa; Chordata; Mammalia; Primates; Indriidae. The record is from RefSeq and is a predicted model, not a curated record. Bases 21 to 1220 code for a protein of 399 amino acids.